Molecule: messenger RNA, 2238 nt
Organism: Macadamia integrifolia
Lineage: Eukaryota; Viridiplantae; Streptophyta; Magnoliopsida; Proteales; Proteaceae
Product: cyclin-D1-1
Exons: 6
Coding region: 232-1275 (347 amino acids)
Biological process (GO): regulation of cyclin-dependent protein serine/threonine kinase activity; mitotic cell cycle phase transition
Cellular component (GO): nucleus; cyclin-dependent protein kinase holoenzyme complex; cytoplasm
Molecular function (GO): cyclin-dependent protein serine/threonine kinase regulator activity
Source: RefSeq, a predicted model, not a curated record
UCGUUAAAUUUAACGUUAUUGUUCCAACAAUAAAUAAUCCCAAUCAUAUUUAUACACCAGGACUCCUUAGAAACAAAUGAAAGAUUCACAUUUCAGCAGCUAAAUUCUCUCUCUCUCUCUCCCUCUCACAGUCUCAGUCUCCACUCACGCGGCUUUCUGAAGGAGAGAUCUUCGGGAUCGAUUUUUAUCCUGCAACCUUUUCCAUUUCGUUUGACCAAAGAUGGGAAGAGAAUGAGGAUUACCUUUCAUACGAUUAUCAUGUCUGUGUUCUCCUCCUCGUCUUUCUCCGAUUGCUGCUCCGAGCUUCUCUGCGGUGAAGACGCCGGUCUUUUAGAUGGGGACUCGCCGGAAUACUUCUCCCCGGAUCUCGAACUCCCGGAGAACAUCGAGGAGUCGAUCGCGGGAUUCGUUAAGGAAGAAGGGGAUUACAUGCCUGGAUUGGACUAUCCUACCAGGUUUCGGUCUCGCGAGCUCGACGCUUCCGGUCGAGAAGAAUCCAUUGCAUGGAUUCUUAAGGUUCAUGCGUUCUAUCAUUUCCAGCCUUUAACGGCUUAUCUCUCCGUCAACUACUUUGAUCGUUUCCUCUCCUCCAGUCGUUUGCCGCAAGCAAAAGGACGAGGGUGGCCAUUACAACUGUUAUCUGUUUCAUGUUUGUCUUUGGCUGCUAAAAUGGAGGAAGCACUUGUACCUUCUCUUCUGGAUCUCCAGGUGGAAGGAGCAAAGUUCAUAUUUGAGGGGAAGACUAUCCGUAGAAUGGAGCUUCUGGUUUUGUCUGCUUUGGAUUGGAGGCUCCGUUCCGUAACACCUUUCGACUUCAUCACUUUCUUCGCCCACAAAGUCGACCUAACUGCUACUUUUAUAGCUCUCCUCGUCUCACGAGCCACUUAUACUAUUCUAACCACUAUCCGAGAGAUAAAGUUUCUGGACUACGGGCCAUCAUCGUUGGCUGCCGCAGCUAUACUUUGUGCGGCCCAUGAGAUACCAAACCUGCCGGUUGCUGUUAACCCAGGAAGUGCAGGAUCCUGGUGCGACGGACUAAACAAAGACAUGAUUAUGAGUUGCUACCGGCUAAUGCAACAAAUUGUGAUCAACCACGGUGGCCAGAGAAAGAUUCCCAAAGUCCUACCCCAGCUCAGAGUCACAACCCUAACCAGGAUCCGGUCAGGCAGCUCAUCUUCCUCGUCUUCAUCCCCAUCCAGCAAAAGGAAAAAGCUAGACAGCUACUCGUGGGUAAUGGAUGACAAGAACAACUUUCUCAACUCUGAAAGAAAGUGAGAUUGAUGGAGGUGGGAAAAAAUAUUUGUUGGCCCAAGGGUAUCUAGAAUCCUCAAAUAUUUUUGGGUGGGAGGAUUUUAAGAGUGAAUUGACCAUAUGGUUGCUGUAGAGUUUUGGUGUAUUGGGUAUGGAGAGUUUUGGAUUUUUUUGGUUUUCUUUUUCUUUUAUUAGGUUGGGGUUUGUGCAUUCCCUUAAUUAAUGGGGUUGAUGAUAGUAGUUGCAGAUUCCCAAGGGGAGUCUUAUAUAUAUUUGGAAGUUCUUUUCAUUUUAAAGAGAGAGAGAGAGAGGCAUUCAUAAGUGGAGUGAGUACUCAUCAUGAAGUGGGGAUUGAAUUCAAAGACAACAUUCAUUGUUGAAUGAAAGAAAAAGGAAGGAGUUGGUGGGGUCAGAGCAGGAGGGAGUUUUGGGAUGUAAUGAAUGAGGCAUGCAUGAACUGGGUUGGGAAAAUAAGGGCUUGAAGUUUGAGCCUGUGUGUUCGUGUUCGUGUUCGUGUUCAUUCAUGGUCAUGGUUGUUAGAUAAAGUCAAGCCUGUCAUUCAGAAAUCAGAGGCCACCAUUAUUGCUUUCAGCUCCCCCCUCCCCCUUUGUUAAAUGUAGGCUGGAGGUGUAAAGACAGAAAGAGAAAUAACAAUAAGAUCCUUAUGUAAUAAAUAUAUAGAGAGAGAGACAGAGAGAUGUGUCCACGCUUAUGGGUGCGUGUCACACGUGUAUGUGUAUGUAUGCUUGGUUUUUUAGCGGGAAAGCCUCUUUCUAAUGGCCAAACUUUGGCUGUGGUGCCCAUAGGCGUGUGAAGUUGCAUGUGUGUAUUUUUUUUUAUUUUUUUUAUUUUUUUAUUUUGGAAGGGAAAAUGCCACCUUGAAUGUUCCAAGUUUGGCCCUUGAAAACAUAAAGGUCUUUGGGACCUUUAAAAGCAUAAAGGCUUGUUAUGUAAUUUGCGAGAUAUCAACAAUGGAAUUUUUAAAUA